Molecule: messenger RNA, 2284 nt
Organism: Corythoichthys intestinalis (scribbled pipefish)
Lineage: Eukaryota; Metazoa; Chordata; Actinopteri; Syngnathiformes; Syngnathidae
Gene: ppt1
Product: palmitoyl-protein thioesterase 1 (ceroid-lipofuscinosis, neuronal 1, infantile)
Exons: 11
Coding region: 495-1400 (301 amino acids)
Biological process (GO): protein depalmitoylation; receptor-mediated endocytosis
Cellular component (GO): lysosome
Molecular function (GO): palmitoyl-(protein) hydrolase activity
Source: RefSeq, a predicted model, not a curated record
GAUAUCGUAGCCCCCGCUCAACGCCGGCUCCUCAAACUGUAUCGACAUGUUGAACGUGACCCGAAAUCUAUCUAAUCUCCCGAACUCAAUCUGAUCUCUCUCUUUUUCAACUCGUUAAAUGAUCCGACGAGGAAUGUUGUCGAUAAUAUUCUACGCGAGCUAACAUGGCAAGCUAACUUACCAGAUGGCCGAUCAAAACAGCUUGAAACUUACAUCCAAUUGCCUUAUAUUUUCGCGGCGUAUCUGUAAAAAUGUCCCGACGCGUUUAAGUGUUAUUAUAUCGUAAAAAAGUCAUGAAUGUACUCUUAAAGUUCGGGUAUACAAAACCAGUCUGUCACUUUUUCGAGAGUCCCUCCCCAUUCUUCUGAUUGGCUGGCUCUGUCACAUGAUAGUUAGAUACCGGAAGACUUCACCAACAGUAAGAAUUUUCAAGUUACGAAACUACUUCCAGAACCAAUUAAUUUCGUAAGUAGAGGUACUUUCAAGACUUCAGGAUGUUUGUUCUGUGGUUCCUCCUUUUGGCUCCGGUGUUGCUAGUUGCUAGUAUGCCGGCUAAAGCUUCCACCAAUGGGACAGUACCUUUGGUUAUGUGGCAUGGGAUGGGUGACACUUGCUGCAACCCACUCAGUUUGGGCGGCAUCAAAAAAAUAAUCGAGGAGGAGAUUCCGGGUAUUUACGUACAUUCAUUGCAGAUUGGCAAGAAUUUUGUGGAGGACACAGAAAACGGCUUCUUCAUGAACGUGAAUGAUCAAGUGUCCAUGGUGUGUAGUCAACUGGCUCAGGAUCCGCAGUUAAAAGGAGGCUACAAUGCAAUGGGAUUCUCGCAGGGGGCGCAAUUUCUGAGAGCCGUAGCACAGAGAUGUCCUUCUCCACCAAUGAAGACGCUCAUUUCAGUCGGCGGCCAGCACCAAGGUGUCUACGGGCUGCCGAGGUGUCCCGGGGAGGCUUCAAAAUUCUGCGACGCGAUCCGAGCGGCUCUGAACCUGGGUGCUUACAGCGACCUUGUUCAAAAACACCUGGUGCAGGCCCAGUACUGGCAUGACCCUUUGAAUGAUGACCUGUACAAGAAGCACAGUCUCUUCCUGGCUGAUAUCAACCAAGAGAGGGUUGUAAAUGAGACCUACAAGAAAAACCUUCAGCUCCUGGACAAGUUCGUCAUGGUCAAAUUUUUGCAGGAUACUGUAGUAGACCCUGUUGAUUCUGAGUGGUUUGGCUUCCUGAAAACAGGUCAAGCUAAAGAAACGGAAACCCUGCAGGAGUCUCUUCUCUACAAAGAGGAUCGUUUGGGCCUGGCCGCCAUGGACAAAGCAGGAAAGCUGGUUUUUCUGGCCACAGAUGGAGACCAUCUCCAAUUUACCAGAGAGUGGUUCAACGCUAAGCUGCUGCCUUACUUACGUUAGGAAGAAAAAAAAAUUGGGUGGGUGUCACUCUCAACUAUUUUUUUGCACUAAAUCUGUAGUUUAUCAACGUGAUAAGACAUUAACAGUUGCUGUACAAGUUCAAAAAAUAAAAACAACAGAAUGUUAUUGCAACAGUUUAAUGAUGUCUUGAACUAAAUGAUCUUAAUCCUCCCCACGAAAUGGUAAAGACGAUAUAAAAGACAAUCAACAGCUCGAAAGCACUCACUCAUUGACCAAAGUGUCGGCGGAGCCAGUAAGACAUGAACAUGGAAUGUCAAAAUAUUUGGGAAUGCCAGAUGAACAUUAAAUGCUAGGGUUAGCACAACCUGAUUUUACACGAAAAUCGUUAAGACUUUUUAUGCACAAUGCGGAAGUGAUUGAACAAGUGCUUUGUGGAAUUGCAUAUCAUGGAACAAAAACCUACCACACCAUAUUUUUCUUCACGAAAAUAAGAGCCCUCCUGGCCGGAAAAAAAAAAAAAGAUAAUUAGCGCAAAACGCGUCUUGAUAACUGGCUUGCAGAGACGAUAUCCGCGUAAGUACGCUAGCUAAUUUAGUACGGCGUUACUCGGACGCCAUUGGCAAAGUGCACCUUGAUUGGCUCGAGGAACGCUUCCGAUAAGAGCGAGCGGUCCUCAUUGGCUGUGGGAAGGAACAGCAGAAGCUGCGAUUGGCUGGGGUGAGGAAAAGAAAAAAACGCACAAUGUAAGAUUCGCAACUUUUCGGGCUAAGCUGGUGAGUGCGGGUCAUCAGUCAGGUGGGCGAAAUGGGGGGAGGGGCUCGUGAGGAAAAGGGGGCGUAUCUAGCACGCCAUCUCCGUGGUCGUGGUGACCAGUUUGGUGCCGUCCCACACAGUCUUGUACUGCUCGGGAACCGGGUGCUCCG